CCAGCACCAUUGCUCUCUUCCUGAACUUCUUGUCCUCGCUGGCCUGGUUCUGUGUGGAGCCCUCGUCCGGCUCUGGGUUCGGCCUCUCCAUUCUCUGGGCUCUCCUCUACACGCCCUGCUCCUUUGUCUGCUGGUACAGACCCAUGUACAAAGCUUUCAGGAGCGACAGUUCCUUCAACUUCUUUGUCUUCUUCUUCGUCUUCUUUGCCCAGAACGUGAUGUACGUGUUGCAGGCCAUCGGCAUCCCAAACUGGGGGUUCAGUGGCUGGAUACUGAGCCUGAUCGCGCUGCGGAAGAACACGGCCGUGGCGGUGAUGAUGAUCCUGGUGUCCUUGUCCUUCACAGCGGUGGCUGUGUUGGGCACCAUCAUGCUGAAAAAGAUCCACUCCCUGUACCGCCGGACAGGCGCCAGCUUCCAGAAGGCACAGGAGGAGUUUGCUGCCGGGGUCUUCUCCAACCAGGCUGUGCGCAACGCGGCG
Nestor notabilis (Kea) is the source of this 479-nucleotide messenger RNA. RefSeq names its product secretory carrier membrane protein 3 (gene SCAMP3). NCBI's taxonomy places the organism in Eukaryota, Metazoa, Chordata, Aves, Psittaciformes, Psittacidae. The annotation marks the transcript as partial. The transcript has 4 exons. Gene Ontology annotation, cellular component: trans-Golgi network membrane; recycling endosome membrane. The record is from RefSeq and is a predicted model, not a curated record. Gene Ontology annotation, biological process: protein transport.